This is a messenger RNA of Macrosiphum euphorbiae (potato aphid), 372 nucleotides long. Lineage: Eukaryota; Metazoa; Arthropoda; Insecta; Hemiptera; Aphididae. The record is from the annotation of a GenBank genome assembly.
AUGAAGGUUAUUAUGGUAACGCUGUUGUUGGCCGCCGUCGCCCUGUCCGCCGCCGAAGCCGGAGCAAUCAACUACUACCACUCUGCCCCAGCAUUAGUACCGGCACCAGCAUACUACGCCGCCCCGGCACCAGCUUUGGUCAGGACCCCGAGCUUGGACAGCGCCGUGGUGCACUCUGAACGCGUCGGAGGCAACUUCGCGUACAGCUCCGUCGAGGGACACGCGUACACCGCCCUCUCGCCGGUCGUACACCCUGCCCCAGUGGCCAUCGCCUACAAGGCCCAGCCACUCGUCGCCCCGUACCCCGUCGUCCACGCCGCCCCGUACCCAGCCGUCUACGCUCCGGCCAAGUCCUUCUACUACGCUCACUAA